Messenger RNA from Carassius auratus (goldfish), 3457 nucleotides. RefSeq names its product WEE1 G2 checkpoint kinase (gene wee1). The record is from RefSeq and is a predicted model, not a curated record. Bases 633 to 2471 code for a protein of 612 amino acids. Lineage: Eukaryota; Metazoa; Chordata; Actinopteri; Cypriniformes; Cyprinidae. The transcript is spliced from 10 exons. Gene Ontology annotation, biological process: protein phosphorylation; mitotic cell cycle. Gene Ontology annotation, cellular component: cytoplasm; nucleus. Gene Ontology annotation, molecular function: non-membrane spanning protein tyrosine kinase activity; ATP binding; magnesium ion binding.
UACAAACCACGUCACAUGACCAACGGUCGCGGGAAGACUUUGACCACGCUUGUUGGUGGGAGGAGUAGCUCGCCAUUCAAACUAGUUUUGUAAACAUUAUUGUCUAAAACGACACGAUUUUGGAUGCUUUGACAUAUUUUGAGCGUUUUACCUUAAUUCGGCGUUUUAUAGAUCGCGGAAUUGCUAUCAGGAUUUAUUUUUAAGUUUUUAGUUCUUCAGAUAUCAGUUGGAAGUUUGUGGAGCAGCCAUUUUUUCACCCGAUACGUCGCCGUGGACGCUGGUUAAUACGACAACAACGUCGUUAUCAGUUUUUAUGCGACUAAACUGAACUUGUACGGACUUGUCACGGAGAUAUCUGUCAGCGAGAGAAGAUACUUUCCUCGGAUAAUCGUACGUUAACGUUAGCAGAUAAGUUGGGAAUCACACAACCGUUUUUUCUGGACUCUUCAUCAGCGCUGGGGUUGUUGCACUGCACGGCCAGUAUUAGAUAUGUUUAUCUAAACUAACGUUACAUAAUCUCUGCCUGAUUUGCCAGCCACUUGGGCUGGUUUUUUAUAGUUUUAAAGUACUUGUUUUUUAUUAAGUUAUUAUUAUUUUAUUUUUUUACAAAAACUGAUCUUUUUGCUGGAAAGAUGAGUUUCGUUACACGGAGGCACGGCAAGUCUCCAAAUCUUAAACCCGUUCGCCAAAAGUUGCAGUUUUCGGUCAGUGACGGUGAAGAAGACAGCAUUGAAGAAGCGAACAACAGCACCGGAGCCGAGUCGGGCUUCACGGAGCUGGACUCGCCGGUUUCCGUGCGGCGCAGCGGCGAUAAGAGGCCGGCGGACCCGGGCAGCAGCAGCCCACUCAGCCGAACCAGAGACGACGACGAGUCCUGGGACGAAGAUGGAUUCGGCUCACCGUCUCGGGCCAAACCAGCCUUUUACAUGAAAAGCUCGCCAUCGCCAAGGAAAAGUCCACAGGCUUACGACAGUUCACCUGAGAGGAGUUACAUUCAUGAUGACAUGGAGGGGUCCAGCUCUCCUGUCCCGGACUGUCCCGAUACACCACCCCAUAAAACUUUCAGAAAACUCCGGCUGUUUGAUACCCCUCAUACCCCAAAGAGCUUAUUGUCGAGGGCCAGGACGAUGGCAUCGACGAACCGGAGAGUCGCCCUUUUUAAGAAUGUUGAUUCAACAAGCAAAGCCUGUCUGGACGGAAGACGAAACCAGACACCUCUAGUAAACAUCAACCCCUUCACCCCGGACUCCAUUCUGGUGCAAUCAUCGACACUACAACGAAACAACAGGAAACGAGCACACUGGAACGACUCAUGUGGAGAAGACAUGGAUGCAAGUGAUCCUGAGAUGGAUGAUGAGCUCAUUCCACCCUCAAAGAGGAUCACAAUGAUGGAGAAUAACAUGAUGUCCAGAUAUGCGUCUGAGUUUCAUGAGCUGGAGAAGAUUGGCUCUGGAGAAUUUGGUUCUGUUUUUAAAUGCGUCAAGAGGUUGGAUGGCUGUAUUUACGCUAUCAAACGUUCCAAAAAGCCCCUGGCAGGCUCUGUGGAUGAGCAAAAUGCACUUCGUGAGGUAUAUGCACAUGCAGUUCUUGGACAGCACCCCCACGUUGUAAGGUAUUAUUCUGCUUGGGCAGAAGAUGACCACAUGCUGAUCCAGAAUGAGUACUGCAAUGGAGGAACCCUGUCUGAUGUUAUUGCUGAGAACAAUAGACGCAUACACUUCCUUUCUGAGAUGGAGUUGAAGGAUCUGCUGUUGCAAGUCUCUCGUGGACUCAAGUACAUUCACUCUACAGCACUUGUUCACAUGGAUAUAAAGCCAAGCAAUAUUUUCAUUUCACGGAAACCUGUUGCUAGUGUAGAGGAAUUUGAAGAUGAAGAAGAUGGUCCCACCACAAGUGUGGUGUACAAAAUAGGUGAUCUAGGUCAUGUUACAACGGUUACUAAUCCACAAGUUGAAGAAGGUGACAGCAGAUACCUGGCAAAUGAAGUUCUUCAAGAGGACUACAGUAACCUGAAAAAGGCAGACAUAUUUGCCCUUGCUCUGACUGUAAUCAGUGCCUCUGGAACAGAGCCCCUUCCUACCAAUGGAGAAAAAUGGCAUAAAAUCCGACAGGGCAUCCUGCCCCAUAUCCCACAAGUGCUUUCUCAGGAAUUUUUAAGCUUGUUAAAGCUUAUGAUCCAUCCUGACCCAACACGGCGGCCUUCAACCUCUGACCUCAUCAGACAUCCUGUUCUUCUGACUGCUUCCAGAAUGAGUGCUGAUCAGCUCCGUGUAGAGCUCAACGCUGAGAAAUUCAAGAACGCACUUCUGCAGAAGGAGCUAAAGAAAGCUCAGAUGGCAAAGGCUGCAGCAGAAGAGAGGGUUCUGUCCACAGACCGUGUUCUUACACGUUCCACAGUCCAGUCCAGCUCCAGAGCUUCUCGACUCAUAGGGAAAAAGAUGAACCGUUCUGUUAGUCUCACCAUUUAUUGAACCCCAGAAAAAGGAGAUGACCAGUCCUAAGUGGGAACUACAACGGUGCUUCUAUAAGACUUGGGCCCCUACAGACAGCUUUGUUUGUAGCCAGAAGGAUGACACAGACUGUUGUGUGACUUGUAGUGUUUGUACUAUUUGGUACAAGUACCACAGUCUUUACUGAAGCUUGGAUCCUUCUGCAUUGCAUAGGCACUAGCAUCUGAGUACAUAAUGCAGAUCUGCCUUACCAUUUAGGUGUGCCUUUUCAAAAUGCCUUGAUAGAAUUGCCUAAAGAUGGACACAUUUUUAGUAUAGUUCUGUCUUCCUAAUCUUUGAUUUAAGUUCCAUAGGUAAGGGUCAGAAUGGUCUGCCUGCACUUGCUUUCUCAGAGGUGCAGUGUUGCUCUUUACCAAAUGAGGGAUGUGUGCCCCUAUUGAGCCCUGAUAUGUGAAUGUACCAGAUCAAAGAUUUGUGCACCUUACUGCCUGUGAAAAUACCUGUUGGGCCACAGAAGUUGGGGUUUGAGUUAGAUUGCCAUUAAAAUGAGCACUUUGGAUGCAAUGGUGAGCUUGCCCCAGAAAGCCUGCUGCUAUUCAUGUUUGUCUGUAUCCAGUUAGGGUUGGAAGAUUUUUUACUUUUAAAUCAUUUUAUCCAUCCAAACAAAGUAAUAUUACAUAAUCUCAUCAAGUUCCAGUAACCAUUUUUUUUGGCAGGUUUUACAUCCAGACAUGUUUUUUUGCUCUUAUCUUGUCAAAUCUUGAAUUUAACCAUGCUUAAGAGAUGAUUUAAAUGUACAUAUGCCUUUCAAAUCUCCAACCCUGUUUGUAGCAUUAAAACAAUCUUUGUCCAGUUCAUCUGUUGUCCUUAGUUAAUAAUGUAUAAUUCUGACUUUUGUGUUACUUCAACUACAUUGAUAGGGUACUGUUUAGAUUCUUCGGUCUGUUAAUCCUAAACUUCAUUUUGUCUGUAAAUACGUUCAUUUUAAUAAACUGUUUUCACCUGGA